GAGGGAUGCACCUCACGCAGCUGAACGGGGAAUGCCUUCUCCACCUUUUUUCUUUCCUGGACAAAGAGAGCCGGAAAAACUUAGGCCAGACAUGCCGCCGCUUGAUGACCGUCUUCCGGGAGCCCUCGCUGUGGCCUCUGCUCAAAUUCCGCUCUCCUUCGGAGCUCACCAAGGGCAACUAUGUGCUGGGACCGGCCCUGCGCCACCUCUCCAUCGCCUGGCACUCCAGCCGUGUCAAAGUCUGCAACAUCGAGGACUGGCUGAAGACGGCCUUCCAAAGGGACAUCUGCAGCACCCACGAACACACCGUCAGUGACUUUUUGCUCCAGGUUUGCCAGAGAUGCCCAAAUCUUCUGGCCGUGAGCCUUUCGGGGUGUGGCCACGUCACGGACGAAGCAGUGGUAUCGUUGCUCCGGAGCUGCCCCUGCCUCAAGAUCCUCCAACUGGAAAACUGCGUCCGGAUCAGCGACCGGACUCUGGAAGCCGCUGUCCUCUACGCUGACUCUUUACGAACGCUGCGGGUGGAUUUCUGCAGGAACAUCACCCGGGCCGGUUUGCAGAGAUUCCGGAAAAAGCGUCCUGCAGUCGCUCUGAAAGCGGAGAGGAGUGCGGACAUGAUCCCAGACCAAAAACCGGGCGACAUCUGGACAUCUGACAGAACAGCGAAGAAACUGCUGUGGUACUAGGAGCGUCCUGUUAUGGGUGGGCUUAC
Heteronotia binoei (common prickly gecko) is the source of this 712-nucleotide messenger RNA. It is a transcript of the gene FBXL22, whose product is annotated as F-box and leucine rich repeat protein 22. Lineage: Eukaryota; Metazoa; Chordata; Lepidosauria; Squamata; Gekkonidae. Gene Ontology annotation, cellular component: SCF ubiquitin ligase complex. The record is from RefSeq and is a predicted model, not a curated record. The transcript has 2 exons. Gene Ontology annotation, biological process: SCF-dependent proteasomal ubiquitin-dependent protein catabolic process. Gene Ontology annotation, molecular function: protein binding. The coding region runs from base 6 to 686 and encodes 226 amino acids.